UCACCCAAUCAGACUUGACAGAAAGAAUCCAUCGGGAGUAAAUAAAUAGGCGGCUUGCAAGAUUCUGCUCAUUCUGCUCUUCGUUGUUGUAGUCCUUUGUCGAUUUCGCCGUACGAUGUCUGAGCGUGGAAAGCAGGGCGGCAAAGCCAAGGGCAAGGCGAAGUCUCGCUCGUCCAGGGCGGGCUUGCAGUUCCCUGUGGGUCGAGUGCACCGCCUGCUUCGCAAAGGGCACUACGCGAAGCGCGUGGGAGCCGGAGCCCCUGUCUACACGGCGGCGGUGCUGCAAUACCUGACCGCCGAGAUCCUGGAGCUGGCCGGCAACGCGGCGCGGGACAACAUGAAGGCGCGCAUCAUCCCUCGGCACUUGCAGCUGGCCAUCCGCAACGACCAGGAGCUGAACAAGCUGCUGGCCAAAGGCACCGUCCCCCAGGGCGGCGUCCUGCCCAAGAUCACAAAGUGAAGGCCCAGUAAAAAUCAGACCGCGGCGUCAGGACUUCACAAAGGCUCUUUUCAGAGCCGUCCACCCUGUCAUAAGGGAGCUGAGCUUAUAUUGCUGAAAGUUUCAAACUGCAUUUCUGAAAACACUAUAUUGUGAAUUUAUAAGCACUGCACUCGCUGCUUUCAUCUUAAAAGCCUGCACGCCCCCCAAACAAAAUUCUGGCUAAGCCCAUGCGCUCGGUCUGCC
This is a messenger RNA of Podarcis raffonei (Aeolian wall lizard), 685 nucleotides long. Its product is annotated as histone H2A-beta, sperm-like. Lineage: Eukaryota; Metazoa; Chordata; Lepidosauria; Squamata; Lacertidae. The coding region runs from base 116 to 460 and encodes 114 amino acids. Gene Ontology annotation, cellular component: nucleosome. Gene Ontology annotation, molecular function: DNA binding; structural constituent of chromatin; protein heterodimerization activity. The record is from RefSeq and is a predicted model, not a curated record. The transcript has a single exon.